ACGCGGAGGGAAGGACGAGGCCAAAUCGUGCUUGGUGCCGUUGGUUGAUGGUCGCCGUCAAUGCCGCAGGUUCUGCCUGAGUGCGAUUUCGGGAAGGCAGUAAUCCGUUCCGAGGUAGUGCGGGCGAGUGACGUUUUCAUGUUGGACACGAGGGUGGUGCGGAGGACCUCGCGGCCGUUGCCUGCACGAUAGGCAUUUUAAAUAACCGCCGACGAGGGACGGACGAGUGUCGUUGCACGUCGGAGACGGGAGGACACGUUCGGCAAGAUUUGCGCGUUGUACAAAGGGGCGAGCAGACCGAUGUUGUAACGUACCAGGGUGCCAAGAUGGAAGAGCGUAGCGUCCUCGGCAGUAUCGGCGAUAUAAAUAGUGCGGAGGCGACCAAAACCUUAAUAAUACCACGCAAGAAAAGGAUAUGCUUGAUUGGUGCAACCUGCAAUGAUCCUGCCCUUAAUGUUGCUGCUCAGCAAUUCAAAGUGCCUGUACUAAAGUCUGAAACUGGCACAGAAUAUGUUGACGACACUACGUACAAUACUUAUUUUAUACUCAAACAAUUUGAAGGACCCGAAUAUGAAGCUUUAUGCAAGAGUGCUCAUAGAGUACUUGGACCUACGGCUUUGCUGCAACUGGCAGAAAAGAAGGAAUCAUUGCCUAGUAUCAAAAGACCAAUGUAUACUCAAGCUAUGGUAGGCACGAUAGUGGUAUUUAGUGGUUUUCGGGCUAAAGAGGAUGAACUGCGCAAGUUAGCUAAUAUGAUUCUUAGUAUGGGAGGUAGUAUCCGGAAGGAGAUGGGUAUUAAAGUAACGCAUCUUAUUGCAAAUCAUUGCAGUGGAGAGAAAUAUAGAUAUGCUGACACAUUUGGAUUACCUAUCAUGUCGAUAGAAUGGGUGAUAGCAUUAUGGAAUGCAAAAGAUGAUAUCUCCAUGUACGCGAACAAAGAAGAAUUGAUAGCGACUUACAAACUGAAACCAUUUUACGGGGCGAGAAUAUGUUUCUUUGGUUUUCCCGAAGAAGAGAAGAGACAUAUGUGUGAGAUUUUGGAGCAACAAGGUGGUGAAUCUACCGAAAUUGAUGAUCCAAGUUGCACUCAUGUCGUGGUCGAUAUUCCCGGCCUUUUCUACAAGAGAGCCAAUAAUACGGGCUUAUAUCUUAAAAAUACAUCCAUCAAAUCACUUUCCUUAAUGCCUCCUAAACCAAUUUCCUCCGCUCUUUACAAUCCUUACUCAAACGCAAUUUUAAAUACAACAAAAUCUGACUACAGCAUAGCGAGUUAUACGUCGUUGAAUAAUUCGUUAAUCUCAUGUACAUAUGAUGUAGAAUAUAAUAACCAAUGGAACGAUUUUGUUUCAAUAUAUAAUGUCAGUCAUGAUUCUGCUAUCAGUAUGAAUGAUAAUUGUUCCGAUUUGCAAAAUUCAAUUAUUAAAUCUGGAAACUUGUUCCAUUCUUUCACAGAGCAAAGUGAUUCUGGUGUAGAUAUGACCAGAUCAUCUAAUUCAUCUUCCGCGAUUUUUAUAUCAAAUAAAUAUUCGAUUCCAACAAAUACGUCGACAAUGAUAAGCAACAAAAAUGCUAAAUUCCAUAUUCCUGAUAGCUGUCUCGAUAACGAGGUAUUUUUUUGUAGAACUUCGUUAAACUUUUCAGAUAAACCCGAUGACUUAAAAUUAUCGCCAUCUUAUGAAAAAAAUAAUGAAUCUAAUCCUUGUAUAUCUUUAACGAGCAAUAACACAUUAUCUUUAAAAUAUUGUAAAAAUAUUCAUUACAUACAGAAUAAUACGACCAAAAGUAAAAUAAUUCCCAAACGAUUUAUAAAAUGGAGAAAAACUAAUUCCUGUACAUUUGUUCCGAAAAUGGCGACGCUUGAAAAAUUUAAAUUUAUGAAGACGCGUUCGCAUCCGAAUAUAUUAAAACGCAGUGAGGAACAAUAUAGCGAUACAUUUUUACACAAUGUCGUAGAUGAUAAGAAUAAGCGUUUAUCCAAAUCACAUACGUCUAUUUUCUCUAAAAUCAGUCACUUUUCCUUUUGUCCAAUAUUUUCCGACACUAAGCGAGAUAUUUCUACCGAUUCAGACGAUUGUUUCCAUGAGAAAACUUUUUUCAAAAAGAAAAACACAUCUUUAUCCAAGUCUUUCCCAGUGCCUAGAAAAAUUUCAAAUACUAAACACAGUUUGCAAAACAUUUCGAUAUUUGAUGGAAAAAGUAACAAUGUAUCAUCUGCACCACACGACAUAAAAACCGAAUGCACAGAUUUGAAGACACAAAAGGAUAAAUCAUUAUUCAUGGUCGUUGAUGAGUCCACUGUAAAUAUAUUACCAAAUUUAGUUGCAGUAUCUGCUUUCAUAGUCAAAACCGGAUGGUUUUGGACGUCUGUACAAAAUGAAGCAGCCGCUGAUGAAAAAGAGUAUCUAUUUGAACAUUAUUUAGAAACAGUUAUGUCCCCUACUGCGACGGGUAGGCGAGACAGUCAACAGAUUGUACCGAACGUGACAUUAUCAAAGCACCCCUGGUUGGGCGGUCAAUUAUCUAAUUUGUUACAAAAUGGAGCGGAUUCACCAGCCAGUGUCAGUGGAAGCUUUUUGGAUUGCACAGCAAGCCCGGAUAAAAUAAUACUAGAUGAGGUAGAAGCAGUCGAUAUAGAACAUUUGCCAAUAAAUAAAGAAAAUUUAUCGCAACGUCAUAAAGUGUUUCUUGAACUGGUAGAAACUGAGUCUAAUUACGUAGGAAUCCUUAAUACAAUUAUGACGUUAUUCAAAUUGCCAUUGGAAGAGCUCAUAGGCAAAAGUGGGAAAGAGUUGCUAAAUAGCACGGAAGUAAAAAUUAUAUUUGGUAAUUUUCCACCUAUUUAUGACGUUCAUAAACAAUUAUUGGAGGCAUUGCACUGUAGUGCUUCUCAUUGGACAGAGGAUAUCAGCAUCGGUGAAAUAUUUCUCAAGUUUGAACCAGAUUUAGUUAAAGCGUAUCCUCCAUAUGUCAACUUCUUCGAAAAUACAAAACAAAUGUUAGAGGAAUGCGAUCAAAAUAAGCCACGGUUUCACGCCUUUUUAAAAAAUUGCCAGACAAUGCCGGAAUGUGGUAGACAAAGCUUAAAGGAGCUGUUAAUUAAACCAAUACAAAGGUUACCCAGUAUUAGUUUAUUAUUAAGUGAUAUUCUUAAGCAUACGGACAAAAGUAAUCCAGACUAUAGCGCGCUAGAAGCUUCUAUUAGCUGUAUUAAAAAAGUGAUGACGUAUAUAAAUGAGGACAAAAGGAAAACGGAACGCCAAUUAGCAAUGUUCGAUAUCUUUAAUGAGAUUGAUAAUUGUCCGCCGCAUUUAGUUUCCUCGCAUAGGUCAUUUAUCAGUAAAUGUGAUGUAAUGGAAGUUACAGAAGGUCUUAGUGGACGAGGUGACCAUUUAGUAUUGUUCCUCUUUACUGACACUCUUGAAAUAUGCAAGAAAAGAUCGAAAGCUUUUAACUCGUUAAAGAGUCCUAAUACUAUAAAUGGCUUACAAUCAAUUAAGCUGAGUCAAGGAAAGCCAUACAAACAUAUCAAAAUGUUGUCGCUAAGUACUAUAAGGAAAGUCGUAGAUAUACGAGAAACUGAUCAAUGUCACAAAGUAUUUGCGCUUGUGGUACGAGGAACUCAAGAACUCAAGGAAAAAUUUUUUUCUUUUAUAAUUACUGAUGAAGAAGUAAAUAAAACGAAUUAUUUACAGACUUUAUGUAGGCAAAUGGCUCUUGCUGUCCGUGUAGCUGAUGCUGAUACAUUACUCAUUAGAUAUGAUUCGCAUCAGCUUGAAGUUGGCACUAGCGAUGUAGCAUCGGGAACAUUAAAGAAAACAAUUAAGAGCCUAUUUCAUAAUUUUUACCUGGAGUAUAUGGACCCGUAUGUCUUCCUACUCAAUAGCAUGUGUGAAACCACGUUACAUGUCCCACUACCGUUUGCAUCUCGUACAAGAGCGAAAGUUGGCCGAGCGUUUAGUUUCAAUAAAACUCCAAGCAAACUAAAUAGAGCGAUGUCUACGAUUAUGUCUCCGUUUGGAGCAACACAAACUCUUCCUUCGACAAACCAACAAAUAGCCCAAAUGCGGCUAGGUAGUUGCAACAAUAUCAGCGAGCUGGAUAAUGGCGAUUCAAGUUCUCCAAAUAGAGAUGUUCUAGUAGCGCCGAUGUCUGAUCAGCCGACUCGAAAGGCUCUAAGUAUGGCUUCGCUACGAAGGUUGUAAUUAGUAUGCAAGAAGUCAUACUUCCUUUUGCUACAGUCGUUUAGUAUUCUGAACAAAGAGACGUGCAUUUUUAACAAACCACUGCGGUAUGUUAAAUUAAUAUAUAUCAUCUAUAGUGAUUAAGACAUUAAUUAUAUACAGCGGAGAAGGCCCGAAGACGUGCUGUAACCAUUUUUAUCCAUCACAGUUCUGUUUCAAAUUAUGAUUGUCAUUUUUCACCAUUACUGUUUUAUAAGAGUUCAGUACAAUUUCCUAAAUAUCGCCUUAUCCUCGGAUGCAUCAUUAUAAAAAAUGAUAUUACUGUUAUUAGUGCCAAUAAUGCCUAGUUAUUGUUAUAUUAUUAUUAUUAACAUUUAUUUAUUUUAUGUAUUAUCUCUUGUAAUUAUUGUAUAUGCCUUCUUAGCUUCCACUCUUACUCGCCGAUAAGAUAAGAUAAAGAACCAUCAUUUUUUAAUAUAAAUACAAUUCGCUCUUCGCGUUGAAUCAAUUAAAUUAUUCUAGGAGAUAUAUUAUAUAUCAUUAAAUUAUAUUGAUUCGGAAAUAUUUUUUCGGAUUUUUCGGAUUAAUCGUUAUUUUAACGACAAAGCCAGACUUAUAUCAAUGACACUGCAGGCAUGUGCAAAAACUUCUCUUAAUAAAUGUAUCAAUAAUUCGUAAGAAAAAAAUAACAUUAAUGUCUUAUUAAUUAAUAUAUCCCAUUCGUAAUCUCAAUGCCAAAAAAUAGACGAAGUAAUUGUUUUAGAAUAAAUUAGGCAAGAAUGCUAACCACAGCAUGAAGUAAAUGUGUUCUCCAAUUAAUAAAAAUAGUAACUUUUAUGUUUUUGAUACCAAAAUUUUCUACAAUUUAAAUACAAUUUGAUUUUACUCACUAUUUUUUUUAUUUCUGUUUUUCUAUUCAUUAGAAUUUGUUCAACGGGAAUCAUACAAAAGGAGGUCUGAUCUUUGAGCCAUAAAAAAAUUUAUGUGCGGCUUUGUUUUACUUUAUCAACGAAGAUACUGGUGCUGUGUAGAUUUUUUAAUAAGACUUGAAAAUAUUCAUAUUUCAUACAGACUUAAGUUUUGGAAGAAAGUCUGGCGUAUGUGCGUGUAAAAAAUGUUCAAAUCCGAAAAUGAAAGCAUUGUUAAAUUUUAAUGAUUACAAAUACAAUACUGCUAUGUGCCAAUAUAGCGAAUAUACUAAAUAACAAGGAUAUUGCCAUCCGUUACAAAUUUGAUACGUUUGCUUAGAUACUAUUAUAUUUCAAUGACCUGUGAUUUGAUUGGGUUUAUUACGAGGAGAGACAAUGCAAUUUACUAAUACUUUAUAUGUCUAAAAUUUAUGAAAAAUAAUCGCACAAAAGAAUAGAAAAUUCACAAUUUUUUAACAUCAAUUGAUGUUGUGUAAUUGAAAUAAGAGAACAGAUUUUUAAAAUCUGUACUAUUUCAUAAAUGUUUAUACAAUUUUGUAUCUUUGUACUGUGCAUAAUUCUGUAUGAUUGACUGUGUCAGAUAAAAAUGAAAAAUUACCAAUGUUGGAAAUAUUAUUGAAAAUAAGGACUUGAACAACGAGAAAACACUGCUUAUUUCUGUAUAGUUAAUUACAUAAUGGUAAGAUAAACAUAUGAUGGAGAAAAAUAAUAGAGUAAAUACAAUCAUACACUAAGUACAAUCAAUAAUAUUUUUUAAAUAAUAUGCAAACUAUAUAUUUGUCUUAAAGUUCUCUGUUAUAUUUCAUAAUUAUUAAUCGCUGUUAUAUAACCGUUUAAAUAAAAAAUUUCAAUUUGUUUAAUUACAAGUUUGAAUAAAUUGUGUAAUGUACAUAUAAUGUACAGUAACAGGUUAUCAACAAUUUGCUUUCAUUAUAGCAUUAAUUACUCUCGAUGUCAAGUUUGUAAGAUUUUCCUAAUUGCACAUGCUCUAAAACAUUGACUAUCAAUUAAUUCGAUUACAAUUAAAUAAUUGACUGAAGAAACACAUUAUGUGAAUAAAAUUAUAUAUAAAAGAUAAUUUACAAUAUGUAUUGUAAUAAAUGUGAAACAAUCAUGAUUGAUAAGUUUUUUAAAAUUAAAUGCAUGUUAAACAUUAAUUUGAGCAUGCAGACAUACAUCAUGAUUCUUCUUUCACAUAGCACUCUAAAAGAGUUUAUUUUUUUACAUAUUUCAUUAUUAUUUGAUUUUAUGCAACAUUAAUAGCUUUUAUUAAUAGUUGCAAAACUUGUGUUGCCUGAUAUAGCAACAUCUUGCCAUUGUAAUUUUGUUCGUAAAAUUGAAAGCAGGCCAUAUAUGCAUAAGAUUGUUUUACGUAUGCAUCCAUAUAUUCGCUAUUGUAUUGCAAUGCGAAUAUUCCUAAGUGUUUUGUUUGGCGAUUGUAUGUUUCGGCUCUAUGCAUUAGCAUUUUCUUUAUCGUCCAUUAUUUGAAAACUAGCUAAAGUUUAUUUUUGCAUCAUUAAUACGAAGUAAAAUGGAAAAAUAAAUAUUUAGUUUAAAUGCAAAAUAGUCGAUUAUAAAAUGUACUUGGCGGGAAAAUCUUAUAAGCACAGAAUGAUUUUUUUCCUGUACGGUCUUUCCUAGUCUUUAUUCAAUCAAUAUAAUACGGUUUUUCUAUCUGUUCUUACAAAAUGAUACCAGUGCCACUUCUAAAGUAAUUAAAAGUAAAAAACUGAGAAAGGAUUAAGCUUUAAUAUAACUUUGUACAAGCGACAUUUAAUUUUUUACAAGUACUACCGCAUGUGAGUCACAAGAGAGAAGUCUGACAAUAUAUGGUAUCGGUAUAUUCUUUUAUCCAUUAUAUAUAUUGAUUGAUUAAAGAAAAUCAGCAUGGAUUGUUGACUGCCAAGAAAGUAUUUCGAUCACUGCUUAUAAGAGGUUAUCCAGUUUUAUAUUGUCGAUUAUAUUCUCUCUUGUCAUCUUUUGAUAAUUAGUGCCUUGAGUAUGAAUAAUGAGUACGAAUAAAACUUGUAUGAUUAAAUGUACUUUAUAUAUGUGCCUGAUUCACGAAAAAGAUAAAUCGAGAGAUGCAAGUUUCUCUCGAUUUCGUCUCUCGUAUAAUAUUUUGUGCCUCUUAAUUUAGAUUAUUUAUUAAGAUUCCGAUUUUGCUCUGUCUUAUUUCAAACCAGUGAAAGAUACGGUACCAUUAUACUUUCUAAAAUGUAUCCCGUAAUAACGAAAACGUGCUUUUUUAAAGUGCCAUUCGUGCGCAUACUUGAAAUAAGCACACUACUAUUUGUAUAAAUAAUAUUAACUUUAUAAGAACUGAUAAGUAGAAUAGUGGUACGAAUUGCGGGACAAAUAAAAUUUUUUACACAGUUUCUAUUGAUUAAUGUGGUAUCGCGUAGGUUUGACAUAAUAUAAAAAACAGAAAUCUUUAAUAAUUGCUGCAAUUUUUCAACGUAAGAAUCGAUAUAAGGUAUACUGCUAUUCUCGCGAGUCCUCCUACGACAUGUAGAAAGUUGAGAAUAUCUGUACUCGGACACCUGUCUUGUGCGUAUUUUCCAGUCUUCUAUAAAAAUAUUAAAAAAUAAAAUAUUAGCUGGUCAACUGCAUCGGAACGCGUCGACCACUCUCUAUAUGCGCAAUUGAUUUAUUUCUCAAAUCUUUUAUUUUCUUUUACUGCAAAGAGUAAUUGGGUGCCGAGAUAUGAGAGUCGCGUGGUGAUAUGCCAAAACAAGUGUCCUUGAUUUAGGUGCAUUGUAAAUAGUAAUGUUAAGUAUUUCAGAAACUAAUGUAAUGUAAAAAACAUUUUUUACUAUACACCUAAAAUUAUAUAUCGUCUUACAA
Molecule: messenger RNA, 7957 nt
Organism: Solenopsis invicta (red fire ant)
Lineage: Eukaryota; Metazoa; Arthropoda; Insecta; Hymenoptera; Formicidae
Gene: pbl
Product: protein ECT2
Exons: 16
Coding region: 327-4202 (1291 amino acids)
Biological process (GO): intracellular signal transduction; regulation of cytokinesis, actomyosin contractile ring assembly; mitotic cytokinesis
Cellular component (GO): cell cortex; nucleus
Molecular function (GO): GTPase activator activity; guanyl-nucleotide exchange factor activity
Source: RefSeq, a predicted model, not a curated record